Molecule: messenger RNA, 672 nt
Organism: Alligator mississippiensis (American alligator)
Lineage: Eukaryota; Metazoa; Chordata; Crocodylia; Alligatoridae
Product: receptor-transporting protein 2
Exons: 2
Coding region: 1-672 (223 amino acids)
Biological process (GO): protein targeting to membrane; detection of chemical stimulus involved in sensory perception of bitter taste; protein insertion into membrane
Molecular function (GO): olfactory receptor binding
Source: RefSeq, a predicted model, not a curated record
AUGGAGAUGUGGAAGCAGAUAUUUUCACAGAAGAUGCAGCAGGUGCACCCAGGGGACAAGUGGGCCCUUAAGCUAGAUGACAACCUGCAGCCCAAUGUCUUGGGGCCAGGAUGGAUGCAAUUCCUGCAGCAGCGUGCAUUCGGCAGGUUCCAGUGUUCCCAGUGCCAUCAUGCCUGGCAGUCCGCCCAGGUGCACGUGCUCUUCCACAUCCACCUGGACCGGAGGCAGAGAGAGGGCCAGGUGAAGAUGAAAAUCUUCAGGCAAGAGUGCAAGAAAUGCCUCCUGGUCGUGCUGGAAGAGCCACAAUUCAGCCCCCGGCAUGUCAAGAGGGUGCUGGAUAGCCUAGGGCGGAAGAUACGCCAGAAGUGCUAUGGGGAAGCUGCCCAUCCCAACAGUGUGCCCACCAUCGUUGCGGGAGACCCCACAAAGGGGUCGCACGACAGCACCUGCUGUGGACUGGGUGUUUGCAGCAUGAAACAUGAAACACAAAUGCUGCCCGACGUGAUUGUUGGAUCCACUUGCACCCGCCCCGACCAGUGGGAACAGACUGGGGUGGCAACAGGGGUAAGCAGCGGCUUCAGCUGGCGGCAAUGUUGUUGCUACAGCUGUUGCGUGCUGGCUAUUUCGGCCGUGCUCUUUUUGCUUCUGCUGUAUUUCACCCCCAAGAAGUAG